Messenger RNA from Ostrinia furnacalis (Asian corn borer), 1486 nucleotides. RefSeq names its product Medium-chain acyl-CoA dehydrogenase (gene Mcad). Gene Ontology annotation, biological process: medium-chain fatty acid catabolic process. Gene Ontology annotation, molecular function: flavin adenine dinucleotide binding; medium-chain fatty acyl-CoA dehydrogenase activity. Lineage: Eukaryota; Metazoa; Arthropoda; Insecta; Lepidoptera; Crambidae. The coding region runs from base 186 to 1454 and encodes 422 amino acids. Gene Ontology annotation, cellular component: cytoplasm; mitochondrion. The record is from RefSeq and is a predicted model, not a curated record. The transcript is spliced from 10 exons.
GCUGCCUGCUCAACAAUAAACAGACAGGGCAACACAAAAUUGUUUCUGUCUUUGAGUGGAUGUCUGUGUGGCCACACAGAUAAUUUGCGAAUCUAAACCUGUUGGCGUUGUUAUUGCUGGGUUCAAAGUCCUUGCUGUAAAAUUAUCUAAAUAAAAUUUUCAAUUUGCGAAUAAAAAAUUAGAAAAUGAAUCCAAUCGUUCAAAUCGCACGUGCCACCAGACCUAUAUUCAGGUCUAUAUCUACAACAACACCAGUUGCUUCUGCGAAACCAAUACCUACAACAGGACUUUGCUUUGAGCUUAGCGAUGAGCAAAAGGCUCUUCAAGACCUGGCCAGAAAGUUCACAAAAGAAGAAAUUAUGCCAGUGGCUGCUCAAUAUGACAAGUCAGGAGAAUACCCCUGGCCGAUCGUCAAGAAGGCGUGGGAAGUCGGCCUUAUGAAUGGACACAUUCCUGAACAUUGCGGUGGUAUAGGCAAUUUCGGCGUCUUCGAUGAGUGCCUCAUAGCAGAAGAAAUGGCAUUCGGUUGUUCCGGUAUCACUACGGCAGUCGGGGGAACCGGUCUUGGACAAACUCCCGUCAUCAUCGCCGGCAACAAGGAGCAGCAGAAGAAAUACCUCGGCAGACUGAUUGACGAGCCACUACUAGCUGCCUAUGGCGUCACAGAACCCGGUGCGGGCUCUGACGUCGCGGGAAUUAAGACCAAGGCGGAGAAGAAGGGCGACGAAUGGAUCCUGAACGGCCAGAAGAUGUGGAUCACCAACGGAGGCGUCGCCAACUGGUACUUCGUGUUGGCUCGCACCAACCCCGAUCCCAAGUGCCCAGCCAGCAAGGCGUUCACCGGUUUCAUCGUAGAGCGCGACUGGCCUGGAGUCACCCCCGGCCGCAAGGAACAAAAUAUGGGCCAGCGCGCAUCCGACACUCGCGGCAUCACUUUUGAAGAUGUUCGCAUCCCAAAGGAAAAUGUACUCAUUGGAGAGGGCGCAGGUUUCAAAAUCGCUAUGGGAGCCUUCGACAAAACCAGGCCACCGGUAGCAGCAGGAGCCACCGGCUUAGCCAACCGCGCUCUCUACGAGGCCACGAAGUACUCGCUUGAGCGCAAGACAUUCGGCGUGCCCAUCGCGUACCACCAGGGCGUGGCCUUCAUGCUGGCAGACAUGGCCACCGGCGUCGAGACCGCGCGCCUCGCCUGGCAGAAGGCUGCCUGGAUGGUGGACCACGGGCAAAAGAAUACUACCAUCGCAUCGGUCGCCAAGCUUCACGCGUCAGAGGUGGCUAACAAGGCCGCCACCGACGCCGUCCAGAUAUUCGGCGGCAACGGAUUCAACACCGAAUACCCCGUCGAGAAGCUUAUGAGGGACGCCAAGAUCUACCAAAUCUACGAAGGCACCUCCCAAAUCCAAAGAGUCAUCAUCUCCAGAGAGGCUAUCCAAGCCGCCAAGGCAUCUAUGUAAUACACCUCGGACCCACACAUUUUUAUAGUCUU